Molecule: messenger RNA, 1208 nt
Organism: Parasteatoda tepidariorum (common house spider)
Lineage: Eukaryota; Metazoa; Arthropoda; Arachnida; Araneae; Theridiidae
Source: RefSeq, a predicted model, not a curated record
GAACUGUAGUCUGAUCUGAAACCAUUUCAUUAGCAAAAAGCUAUAAGCUAAUAAGUAUAUAUUACAAGCAGUACUCAAUAUUUACACAUCAACAACUCGGUGACAAACAAAACUUAUUUUAAACUAAAAUGGAAAUAGAAUUGUCUAAUAAAUUAGGUGUAGUGUUGUGUGAUUUAGAAACUUGUUUUACUGCACAUAAGUUAAAUUCUCAUGAUGACCAACCACAAGAAAAUUUUCAAUCUGAUGUAAAUAAUGAUAUUGCAAUUAUUGAACAGUCUGAUCAUGAAUCUGAAUGCAAUUUACCAACUAUGAACUCCAAAAGUGUUAAUGGAGACGAAAGAAAUUUAUCUUGGGACAAAAACUUAGUUGUUGAAGUUUGUGAUUUAAUGGUAUGUUCCAGAAAAAAUUGUGAUAUACCUGACUGUGAAAAAGACAAAAUUAGAGAACAAAUACAUGAACUAAAAAAAAGGAAAGUAGAUCAGCAAUACUUUCGUUCUAAAAAGAAGCAAAGAUAUAAAGAAGAGAAUGAUGAUGAUGCUUCUGAUAUUAAGGAAAUUACCAAUGGUAAAAAAGUUGACGAGAGUUCCGAUGAUCAUGACUCUGACAUUGUAGAAGUUUCGAAUGAUGAAAGUGAUCCAAACUUUAAAGAAGAAACAAGUGAAGAAGAAUUCUCCUAUGAGGAGUCUGAUGACUCUGAUUGGGAAGAAAAGAAUAUUCCAGGAAAAAGAAGAGAGAGAAUGAAAAAGGUAAAACUUGAAGAAAAAGAAAAGCAGAGAAAGAAAGAAAAAGAAAAGCAGACGGAAAAUCUAAGUAGUUAUGAGCUAGAAAGACAAAAGCAUCUUGAUGAUAAAAUGGCCUUUUUGAAAUCCCUAAUGAUUGACGAAAUUGUGGAUGAGCUUGAAGAAACUGCUAAAUCUCAAACUCAAAGGAAACCUAGAGUAACAAAGCCCAAAGAAAUUCUUGAAGUUUCAAGGAAAAGCAAGAGAAUGGAAAACGUGAAGAUAAAUUUGUCAGAGAAAGCUCUUGAAGCCAAAGUUUAUGAUAAUGCUACUACCUCUAAUGAAAAACCUGAAAUACCUUCCGUCUAUUCAUUUGAAGAUGCCUUACAUACAGAGGAAAAAGGUUCCUUGUAUGACUAUGAUAAAUACUUCAUGGAUAUGGAGAUAAAAGAAGAGACUUCUAAUACAAAGUAAAAUUUCUUUUACAUA